Messenger RNA from Closterium sp. NIES-67, 4899 nucleotides. NCBI's taxonomy places the organism in Eukaryota, Viridiplantae, Streptophyta, Zygnematophyceae, Desmidiales, Closteriaceae. The record is from the annotation of a GenBank genome assembly.
AUUAUGCCGAAGCUGGGCGGCGAAUAGAUGACUGCGGGAUGAUAGCGCGGUUCCGCACUGCUUAGGGUCAUGUGGUCUUGCUUCCGCGCUGCUUCGCGCUCCGCUGCCAGAUUUCCCGAGACGCGCAGUCGAGUACUCAGUCAAUCGAUCAUCGCCAGAUCCACUCCGCGAGACUGCCACGUGUUCGUGCAGCCGCUGAUCGCGUGUAAGUCGCAUUCAGCGUUCGCGUGGCGAUCAGGCGAAGCCAACAGACAGUUAGUUCGCCGGUGGCUUCGCCAGCCGAGCAGCCUCGGUCCGAAUGAUUUGGCUCGGCAUCCGGUUCAGAAUCCGGUUCGGAGUCUGGUUCGGCAGGCCGAACCUCUCAGCGUUUACUGUAGGACCCCUCCGCCUGUCUCCGAUCCGUUAGCGUCCGCUCGAAGCGUCCUCUCGUGCCGAAGUCACGCUGCAGAUUGCCGGUCCGUGCCAUUAAGAGGUCGCUGCUACGCCAGCUGCAGCAGCAGCAGCAGCAGCAACGGCAGCAGCAGCAGCAGCAGCAGCAGCAACGGCAGCAGCAGCAGCAGCAGCAACGGCAGCAGCAGCAGCAGCAACCGUAACAGCGUCGAAGGACAUGGACCGAGGGUUCCUGUCAAUGAUGUCCCAAGAGACGUUAGGACACUUGGCAGCUCGAGACACACCGGCAUGCGGAAUUCACAGUGGAUCAAUCAGGCUCACCCGGGACAGGGUUACCCGGGACACGGUUACCCGAUGCAGCGGGAUCGGCUAUUUGAGGAGAGGCAGGCCAAGGAUCGGAUUCGCGGACUGCUGUGGCGAAUGCGCGAAGCAGCAGAGUCGGGUAACCACGAGCUGCUCUUGUCGCUUGCUGGCCCGCCACUGAGCGUGAGCGAGAGGCGGAUGAGGGAGAUCAGUGAGAGAAGCAACAUUGGAGUCAGCAGCGGUGAGACGAGCGAAAAGGAGAGCAGAUCUAGUCAACCUUGCAGCGGGAUAGAUGCCGGCGAUAGCAGCAGCAGCAGCAGCAGCAUCAGCAGCAGCAGCAGCAGCAGUAUGAGCAGCAUGGAGAGCACGAGGGGCAGCGUGCGCAGCAGCAGUGAGAAUGAGAGGGAGCAGUCAACAGUGAUAGAGGCUGUGGGCCUUUCGCCUGCAACACCUGAAGCUACGUCACCUGAAGCAAUACCUGACGUUUCGCCUGAGAGCGCAAUUUCUUCCUCGCCAUUAGAGACAGUGGCUGUACACGUGUCACCUGACAGCGCCACCACGCGGCCCCCCUAUUUGUUGCCCUCGAGGAACGUCCGCGCAGUGCUGCAAGCCCUGCGCCGGCAGCACGCUCCAAUGGUGGCUGUCCACGUGUACUGGAGGCUGCGGACAGCUGGACGGCUGUCGCCUCUCUGUGAUGACGUGGCGAUUGCUGCAUGCUGCGGGGCGGAGGCAGAGUAUAGACUGGCGGAGUAUGAGAGGGAGGAGAGCAGGCAGGGGAGAGGGUGGGGCGGGGGAGGGGGAGGGGAGAGGAGUGGAGUGGAGGAGGUGGGAUUAUUGGGGCGAACAGAAGGAGAUCUGGAGGUGAUGGAUAUGGACGAAGGGGAGGAGGAGGCAGAGGAGGAAGGAGAAGAAGGAAAAGGAGGUGGAGGGGUGGAAAAUGUGGCGGGGGACGAGAGGGGGCAGGAGGAACGGAAGGCGGGUGAGCAAGUCGUGAUCCAGGAUGCAUUGACUGGGACGCAAACUGGCAGCAGCAGCAGCAGCAGCAGCAGCAGCAGCAGCAGCAGCAGCAGCAGCACAGUGACUGGCAGUUCAGUUGAGGGGGAGAACGGGGGGCUGCAGCAGGGCGGCAGCAGGAAACACGGCAGGAGGCAUGGCAAGCGCAAGCACCCUCCAUGGGUGUUCACCAGCCCCACUGUGCAGGCAGCUCUGGGCUGCCAGGCGCCUGCUGACGCCCUGCAGAUGAUCACUCCAGUGUGGGGGGUGGCUGGGGAGGGAUUGAUGGGCGAGGACCAGCUGGGCAGCAGCUCCCGUGCCUCCCUUCAAGCACACCAGUCCCACGCAUCCCCACACCCGGGAUCAUCCCAGGCCUCUCUACUUGGCAUGGAAGCCCGUUUCCCGGUGCUAUCUGCGCUGAUUAGGUUCGAGGAGAGGUUCGGCAUUGGCUCGAGCGCGUGGGAGGAGGUUCGGGAGCGGGGGCUGUGGGAGAAGGCAGCCAUGGAGAUUCUCGCCGAGGCUCGGAUCGAGGCUCGUUCCGAGGCUCGGGCCGAGGCCCGGAAGUUUGGAGGGGCAAUGGAUCGGCCGUACCACUUUGUGCUGAUGGCUCUGGCGCUGAGGGGGUGGGGUGAUGAGAUAGAGCAGGUGAGGGUAUGGAUGGCAGAGGACGGGGUCUCCCUGGCUCCCCGCUUCCCCGCCCUCCUGGAUCGCCUGCGGCAAUUCGGCCAGUCAAAGCCACCCGUCUCAUCCGACGCACACCUGCUCUCCAUGCUCUCAACCAAUCCGGACUCCGCGGUGCACAAGCUCGCCUUGGCGCGGCAGUGGGACGACAUGCUGCUGCUGCUUCCGCACGCGCUGGCAUCGUAUUUCCACUCGCAGGGGUGGGAGCGCAUUGCCCUCUGGAGCACCACCCUGGCUGCUGCCGGCCAGGCGGGCCGCGCAGAUGUGUUCAAAGGGAUGGUGGAGGCGGCUGAAGCCACUGGGCUCGCGGAUGCCCCGUUCUUUCUGCCUGACGGCACGCAGCUCACGCGCCGGCAGUUCAUAGGGCUGAAUUUCUGGAAGGGCUUUCGGCCGGUGAUAGAGCGGCAGGGCCGGCAGUGGGCGCCGCAGGGCGAGUUCGAGCGCUCGUGGGGGGUGGUGAGGGAGGCCGUGCAGAGCACAGGGCUGCACCCUCACGAGGGAAUUUCUUCCAUCUUCAUCUCGGUGCUGUGUGUCAACGGCCAGCUGGACAAAGCGAUGGACGUGUUGGAGGAGAUGCAGCAACUCGGCUUCACCCUCACGCCGCGCAUCUUCGACCCGCUUCUUCGCCAGCUCGCACGCUCCAAGCUCUUCAAGGAGGCGCUGGCACUGGCAGACGUGAUGCGAAAGAUGGGGGCCGGGCUCACCGUGGCAUCUUUCAGCAGCUUGAUUGAGGCGUGCCUGGAGGUGGACAAUAUGCCCAUGGCUCUUGAGGUGGUGGCUGAGAUGCGGGCCAACGGCGUGCAGCGCAACAGCUACAUCUACACUCCCAUCAUCCACGCCUUCUGCAAGCAGGGUAAGCUAUCGGCAGCCAUAAGAGUGCUUCGAGAAAUGAUGGCUGAUGGCAUCCAGCCCAACGUGGUGGUGUUCACCCAGCUCGUGCACGGCUGCGCCAUGGCGCGCAACAGAGGGCUGGGCUUGCGGGUGCACGAGAUGAUGGGGCAGCACGGGGUGCCACCCAACGACUACCUGCAUGCCGCUAUGGUGGAACUGCACCACAAGACAGGCGAUGUUAAUGGCGCCAUGCAGUACCUGGCAGCAGCGGAGGCGGCGGGGCACAAGGUGGGCGCCAAUGCAGUGAGUGCGCUGGUCGAAGCCCUGGCAGCAGCAGGCCGAACCCAAGCCGCCCUGGACGCAUACCAGAAGGGGCGGGAGCAGGGGGUGAUGCCUCUGCCGUACGCUGUGGGGACGCUGAUCAUGGCGCUGGGGCGGGAGGGCAAGGUGGGGGAGAUGAUGGAGCUGUUUGGGGAGGCGCGGAGGGGGGGGAAGGGGAGGGAAGGGGGGGAAGGGGGGCGGCAGUGGGAGGGUGUGACGUGGCAGCAGGAGAUGCGGAGCGGGCAUGCGCUGGUGGUGCAGACUCUGGCGUGCCUGGCUCAGAUGAACGAUGUCGAUCGCAUAUUGGAGGUGGCAGAGGCGAUCAAGGACGACCCACACCUCAACCGGCAGCAGAUCUUCGACCAGGUGCUGCUGCCGGUGGCCCGCGGUCUACCCGAUGGGAAUGGUGUGUGCUUGAUCGGAGUCAGGGAGACGCUCCGCAUGUUCCAAGCCCUGCGCACCGUGGGAGUGCAGCCGUCGCGCAUGGUGCUGGAGGCCCUCCUGGACUCAUGUGCAGCCAUGGGCGACCUCCCGCGCGCCCAGCACGUGAUGGACGACAUGCACCGCAACGACCUGCCCCCCACAAUCUUCACGCUCUUCCGCCUGUUCCGAACUGCCAUAACAGCGGAGGACGAGAAUGCUGCUUGCGAUGCCCUGCGCCAGAUGUCGCCCUCUGAUUUGUUGGACGAGGAUGUGCAGCUGCUGGUGCUUAAAGCCCUGGAGCCCUUCAUCCGGGCGGCAGCCGAUGGCGGGGAGGAGAUGGCGCUGGCCAAUGAGACGCUGCCACGUGUCAGGGAGGAGGCUUACCUGGCGAUACUGAGGGCGAAUGCACUCAAGUUGCAGGGAAUGCCAGGGGGGGGAGGGGAGAGGGAUGGGGGGCUGGGUCAGGGGAAUGGGGGAGUGGGUGAAGAGAUUGCAGAGAUUCUGGCGAGUCAGCAGCAUCAACAGCUGAAGGAAAAUGCUGCUAGGACAGAACACUCCACAUGAUGAUGGUUUUGGGAUUCAGUUGUAGGAAAGUGUGAGUAGCAUAAUGUUUUGAUGGCCUAGUUUGCCAACCAUUAUAUCGGCAGUCCGUCACCAGCAGAAGGGAAUACCAGUAUGUCACCAGCGAUGAGGGUGGGUGUGGUGUGGCCAAGUGGUAUCACCAUGCGAGUGUGAUGCCACGCCAUAGUCAGCUGAGCCCAGAACAGAAAGAACUACCUGCAGGAAAUCCUACGUGCACUACUUGGCAAUCUUCUGCCCUGUGUGCAGUGCACCCUAGUUCCAACCUGGAGCUUCAAUUCAAACACUGCUGACCGGUGCGUCUCAAUGCAGGCAGGCUUGGUGGAAGUCAGGCACUUAGAGACUCCACUCCACAUCCUGGUACAUGCCUUCUAUCCU